GUGUGACCUUGGCGUUGGGGGAUUGCGUUCCCCCCGAGCCCUGCAGCCAGCGGGGGGAUACGGCCUGGUGCUCCCCCCGCCUCUGAUCGCUCUCGGCUCCCCGGGUUUGCUCCCGGUGCCGGCAUCUCACCGCUCGGUCAUGCACAGCCGAGUCAGGGCCCCGUGCUCGGGGCGAUGAGUCCACGGCGCAGCCCCGGGGCUGAUUCAGCAGCUGGGGAGGGUGAGCGUGUGCGGGGGGCUGCGGGUCCCUCUCCCCAGGGACCCUGCGGUGACGGGGUGCCACGGCUCCAGCUGCAUCCGCGCAUCUCCCACCCCCUUAACCCUGCCCUUUACUCCCCGGGACAGGCCAUCCUCGUACCCAUGCCUGGAGGAGGAGGAGGAUGAUGAUGGCCCCAGCGUGGUGGGCCUGGGAUGGGGCACUAACGCCACCGGGUCACGCCGGGUCCUUCCAGGCAGUGAACAAGGUUUUCUGACUCGUCCUGGCGGCGCCGCGUGACGAGGUGCCACUCAGUCACCACAGAAAGCACCGUCUGGCCCCCCUUCCCCGCGGUGUUGCUGCCUGGGCUCGGGGAUAUGCGGGGGCUCCCCCGGGCCCUACCUGUGUCCCCCAGAACUGGGCACAGUGGGGGGCAAGGGAAGGGGAGGCAGGGGGUGGAGGUCUGGCCUCUCUCCACGUGUCGCACAACGACCCCGAGGUGCUGGCGAGGGUCCGACCCUGCCGCGUGGGGCUUCUCCUGAAGCAGCGGGUGCUCGGCCCUCGCUGGGGGGGAUCGUGGGGCAGGAGGGGGACCCUGGGGCAGGACUCCGGGGCACAGAGGGUGUCCCCAGGGUGGGAUCCAGAGCCCCCACGCCAGGGCUGACUCAGCUCUGCCCUGAAGCAUCACGUGAAGCUGCUGCAUCCCCCUGCUCCGUCUCCUCCUUCCCUCCAACCCGCUGCAAACUCCAGGCGAUUGCCAAAAUUUUCCAGCUGCCUCUUUAACUUCCUCAAUUCAGCGGCAUAAAAGAGCCGCGGCCGCGGCACCCGCAUCUCCCCGUCCCAGGCCGCGCCGUCCUCCCACCGACAGCACCAUGCUGGGGACGUGGUGGCCCGCGCUGCUGGCCUUGCUGGUCCCCGCGGCGGGGGCCCAGCCGCACCCCGAGCGGGAGCUGGACGCCCAGUGGGACCUAUGGAAGAAAACCUAUCGCAAGCAGUACAACGGCAAGGGGGACGAGGUGGCGCGGAGGCUGAUCUGGGAGAAGAACCUCAAGUACAUCAACACGCACAACCUGGAGCACGCGCUGGGCGUCCACACCUUCGAGCUGGCCAUGAACCACCUGGGUGACAUGACCAGCGAGGAGGUGGUGAGGGUGAUGACGGGCCUGAAGGUGCCCCGCGGCCGCCCACGUCGCAACGAGACGCUCUACGUCCCCGACUGGACCGAGAGAGCCCCGGCUGCUGUAGACUGGAGGAAGAAAGGCUAUGUGACGCCCGUCAAGAACCAGGGCCAGUGUGGCUCGUGCUGGGCUUUCAGCUCGGUGGGCGCGCUGGAGGGGCAGCUGAAACGGAAGACGGGGAAGCUGCUCUCCCUUAGCCCCCAGAACCUGGUGGAUUGUGUGGCCAACAACGAUGGCUGCGGCGGCGGCUACAUGACCAACGCCUUCGAGUACGUCCGGCAGAACCGCGGCAUCGACUCGGAGGCUGCCUACCCCUACAUCGGCCAGGAUGAGAGCUGCAUGUACAGCCCCACCGGGAAGGCGGCCAAGUGCCGUGGCUACCGGGAAAUCCCCGAAGGGAAUGAGAAAGCUUUGAAGAGGGCCGUGGCCAGGAUUGGACCCGUCUCCGUGGGCAUCGAUGCCAGCCUGCCCUCCUUCCAGUUCUACAGCCGGGGUGUGUACUACGAUGAGAGCUGCAAUGCCGAAAACAUCAACCACGCGGUGCUGGCGGUGGGUUACGGCACGCAGAAGGGCACCAAGCACUGGAUCAUCAAGAACAGCUGGGGCGAGGAGUGGGGUAACAAGGGCUACGUCCUCCUGGCGCGCAACAUGAACAACGCCUGCGGCAUCGCCAACCUCGCCAGCUUCCCCAAGAUGUGAGCGCUCCCGGCGUGCUCCCUUCCCGCACCGCAUCCAGCCGCCCUCCCCGCUUCCCCGCCAUCAAACACGGCCUUUUCGCUCCCGAUCUCCGAAGCUGGCGUCGCUCCGGGGGCAGGGGUCGGAUCCUGCCGCUCUGGGAGAAAUCUCCCCCAGGAGAGGGGAGAGACACCCCCCCCCCGGCUGCAGAUGAACGUGACGAGCUCCCCUCAACUCUUUUCCCGGGACUCCUUUCCCGUUCCGGCGCCGUGUGUGCCCAGUUCUGCUUUCCCGCGGCCGCAGGCGCUCGGCGCCGGGCUUGGCCGGCUCCAGAGAGUCUGACCCAUCUGGAGAUGCUUGUGCAAACAGGUCCCACACCAGCCCCUGCCUCCGAGAGCGCCGCAGGUGCAAUAACCCCCACGGAGAGCACGGACCUGUCUCCUCGCUCUUGCAUCCCAGUGGGGGCUGCAGAGAACGAUACGACUUUAUUUUUAAAAUAAAUACUCUUGGGAAUAAA
Messenger RNA from Phalacrocorax carbo (great cormorant), 2566 nucleotides. The record is from RefSeq and is a predicted model, not a curated record. NCBI's taxonomy places the organism in Eukaryota, Metazoa, Chordata, Aves, Suliformes, Phalacrocoracidae.